This is a messenger RNA of Pongo pygmaeus (Bornean orangutan), 6147 nucleotides long. RefSeq names its product RAR related orphan receptor A (gene RORA). Gene Ontology annotation, biological process: negative regulation of inflammatory response; regulation of transcription by RNA polymerase II. Gene Ontology annotation, cellular component: nucleus. The transcript has 10 exons. Gene Ontology annotation, molecular function: RNA polymerase II cis-regulatory region sequence-specific DNA binding; zinc ion binding; oxysterol binding. NCBI's taxonomy places the organism in Eukaryota, Metazoa, Chordata, Mammalia, Primates, Hominidae. The record is from RefSeq and is a predicted model, not a curated record. The coding region runs from base 264 to 1841 and encodes 525 amino acids.
UUUCCUUGCGGGUAUCAGUGGUCUUUGACGCGGGGAAGGGGGUCGGGGGGACAGGUGUAGACCAGGACCUUGGUUAUUGGUAUAACUGCCAAUAUCCAAGGGUUGCCAAGGGUUGGGUGGGCGGAGUUCCCCCGCCCAGGCCGAGUCUCUCCAGAAAGACUUCGGAGGAGCUUACUCCACUCCCCGGACGGUCCCAGUGGCUUCGUUCUCCACGGCCCAGAAGGGGGCCGUAGCUUCCGAUUAGAGCUGGGGCGCUCUAGGAAAUGAGGGUGACCAUAGCUCCCCAGACCAAACCUGUCUUUUCCACCAACGAGCUGGCGCAUUUAUCGCCCCCGAGGGCUCCGGGAAACCAGCAGGAGAGUGGCGUCGGGUUGCGAGCCUCUUGCCCCACCGAGUGGGGGGAGAAAGUGGUCAGAGGAGCGUUCCGCGGGGCGCUGCGUGCAGAAAAGCGACCGGCGGCCACAGCUCAAAUUGAAAUUAUUCCAUGCAAGAUCUGUGGAGACAAAUCAUCAGGAAUCCAUUAUGGUGUCAUUACAUGUGAAGGCUGCAAGGGCUUUUUCAGGAGAAGUCAGCAAAGCAAUGCCACCUACUCCUGUCCUCGUCAGAAGAACUGUUUGAUUGAUCGAACCAGUAGAAACCGCUGCCAGCACUGUCGAUUACAGAAAUGCCUUGCCGUAGGGAUGUCUCGAGAUGCUGUAAAAUUUGGCCGAAUGUCAAAAAAGCAGAGAGACAGCUUGUAUGCAGAAGUACAGAAACACCGGAUGCAGCAGCAGCAGCGCGACCACCAGCAGCAGCCUGGAGAGGCUGAGCCGCUGACGCCCACCUACAACAUCUCAGCCAACGGGCUGACGGAACUUCACGACGACCUCAGUAACUACAUUGACGGGCACACCCCUGAGGGGAGUAAGGCAGACUCCGCCGUCAGCAGCUUCUACCUGGACAUACAGCCUUCCCCAGACCAGUCAGGUCUUGAUAUCAAUGGAAUCAAACCAGAACCAAUAUGUGACUACACACCAGCAUCAGGCUUCUUUCCCUACUGUUCGUUCACCAACGGCGAGACUUCCCCAACAGUGUCCAUGGCAGAAUUAGAACACCUUGCACAGAAUAUAUCUAAAUCGCAUCUGGAAACCUGCCAAUACUUGAGAGAAGAGCUCCAGCAGAUAACGUGGCAGACCUUUUUACAGGAAGAAAUUGAGAACUAUCAAAACAAGCAGCGGGAGGUGAUGUGGCAAUUGUGUGCCAUCAAAAUUACAGAAGCUAUACAGUAUGUGGUGGAGUUUGCCAAACGCAUUGAUGGAUUUAUGGAACUGUGUCAAAAUGAUCAAAUUGUGCUUCUAAAAGCAGGUUCUCUAGAGGUGGUGUUUAUCAGAAUGUGCCGUGCCUUUGACUCUCAGAACAACACCGUGUACUUUGAUGGGAAGUAUGCCAGCCCCGACGUCUUCAAAUCCUUAGGUUGUGAAGACUUUAUUAGCUUUGUGUUUGAAUUUGGAAAGAGUUUAUGUUCUAUGCACCUGACUGAAGAUGAAAUUGCAUUAUUUUCUGCAUUCGUACUGAUGUCAGCAGAUCGCUCAUGGCUGCAAGAAAAGGUAAAAAUUGAAAAACUGCAACAGAAAAUUCAGCUAGCUCUUCAACAUGUCCUACAGAAGAAUCACCGAGAAGAUGGAAUACUAACAAAGUUAAUAUGCAAGGUGUCUACAUUAAGAGCCUUAUGUGGACGACAUACAGAAAAGCUAAUGGCAUUUAAAGCAAUAUACCCAGACAUUGUGCGACUUCAUUUUCCUCCAUUAUACAAGGAGUUGUUCACUUCAGAAUUUGAGCCAGCAAUGCAAAUUGAUGGGUAAAUGUUAUCACCUAAGCACUUCUAGAAUGUCUGAAGUACAAACAUGAAAAACAAACAAAAAAAUUAACCGAGACACUUUAUAUGGCCCUGCACAGACCUGGAGCGCCACACACUGCACAUCUUUUGGUGAUCGGGGUCAGGCAAAGGAGGGGAAACAAUGAAAACAAAUAAAAGUUGAACUUGUUUUUCUCAUGCAUAUGAUUUCCAUUAUGCCUACAGAUAUGGACCCUUUUUCUGUCUUGACUUCUUGAUCGUUGACCUCUGUUUACAACAGAAGGAGGGUACUAAAGUCGGAGGAUUUCCUUUUCUUGUAGCUCACUGCCCACAGACUUUCUACAGAGUCACCAAUCUGUCAGUAACAACAGAGAGUCCAGCAAUAAUCGGUGACUGGUGUGCAUAGCGGAGGUUGCGGCAUUACUUUGCACAACUAGCUCUUUGUUUCAUGAAGGAAGUUUUUAUUUUUUCACCGAUUAUUGCCAGUCCGCAGGAUGGCAUGAAAAGGGUCCAUAGCAGUAGCAACAAUAGCAUUAUAAUAUAUUACAGGGUAAAUGGGCAUGAAGACUAUAUAUAGCUAAAAGAGAUAUUGUUUAUAUAUUGUUUUAAGUAAUAUAAAAUGUAGUUACUGGUGUAGCUUUUCCUGUUGAAUUGAUAAGGCACUUUCAUUUUGCACCUUUUUCUUUAAAUUAAAUGCUAGCGUGUUCACUGUCGUGUCGCAUGUGCACCAGAAACACAAGUUUAACUGAGAAGGCUUGGAAGGUACGUUGGGAGGUAUUUAUGCUGCUGUUUACAAAAUUACUUUUAAAAGACUGGCUGGUCAUAUCUAGAAAUCACCACGUUGGAUUUUUUUUUUUAACAUGUGAAUUUGGAAUUAGAAACAGAACUCUCCCUAAAUUAUACUUUGCUUUUUGGUAAGUUUAAUGAUAGAUGUGUUUAUGCUUCAUACAAAGUUGAAUGACUGAUUGGCGCGGUGGACGUAUACCAUCAUGCUCUUUUUUUUUUAAGGCUUUUUAAAAUGCCACCUCAUGGAGGCAAGGGGGAGAAGAAGCUCAUUUUAUACAAUUCAGUAGUUAAAUAUGGACUCGACUCGGUCUCAACUUGGAAUUCUUAUGCUUCGAGAACAAAUCAAUAACCAGAAUAUUUAUUGGAAUCUAGCUUUUAUUAUAAGAAGGACCCAAAGAGUAUAUCUUGAGCAAAUGCACACUCCCCAUGUGAGGACAUGAAGCAUUUACUUUGUGAAUGUUUAUGUUCUUGGUAUAAUCUAGGAACUUUAUGAGUUUAUCUCAGAGUGAACUAAUUCUAGAUUUGUUGUCAAUAGAUGCUAUAAUUCAAGAAUGUUGCUCUCCAUGUUUGAAAAACGAUGGAUAGGAGGGUGAGGGAAGCAUACAAUGUUGAACCAGUUUCUCUUAUUUAAAUAUUAAAUACUUUAAGCCUUUAAAGUGAAGUUGAUGCUAGCUGCAAACAUUUACUCUUGUAUUUAUCUUCACUAGGAAACUGUGGACUGUAAUUUAUUUUAUUAAAUAUUUAGAAGAUUAUUUGGCUUGUGUGUUCAGGUGAGAAAUACUGAGUUGUUUUUGUUUAAUUUCAUGGUUUCUUUUUUAAAUAAUCCCUAGUGGGGGAAGGGGAAAGGAACAGUCUAAUAAACAGGUGUGCAUAUUUUAAAAACAAGUGACCUUUUGGGAAUGUAGGCAUUUAGAUGAUGAUUUUAGUCGCACUAGGGGUGGGAUUCAAACUACUGGUCAAAGACCAUUUUGUACAGAAAAGGGAACAUCUCCGAUGGGUGUUAAGGUAGGAGUUUCCACGCAGCCCUUUAUGUCUGAGAAAUAGUCUCCUCUGCCAUUGGGGUCCCUGCGGAAUCUUCUACAGGAAUUGCAGCUCUUCACGUCAUGCUGGGUUACCAGCAUGGGCUUCCCAGAGCACUUCACUCUGUUUCUAACUCCACUGAUUUUUCUGACUUGUUUCCUGAGGGACUUGGAAAAGGGGAAGGUAUUAUUCACACAGAUGUGUGUAUGAAGCCUAAAUAACAUCCAAUUUUUUUUCCAAAAACAUAGUAAGGGUUUAACCAUAAAUAGAAGAUAAGAGUAAUAUUCCUUUAAAUUUCUUACAGGCAUGUAAAAUUUUAUGUGUUUAUAGAGAGAUGCUAACUGUCAGCAUAUAGUAUUUAUAUUGGGGCAAGAAGGGUUAAAUCAAAUCUUUAAUUUAAGUAAGCAUAGUUCCUUUAAAGAUCAAUAGUAUUUAUACUCUGAAAAGAGUACCAAGCUUAGUUCAGUUAUUUAUUUAUCCAUUUUUUUUCUAUUAUUUCUCCUCUGGGGGAAAAUGGUGUUUUGUUUUUGUUUGAGUUUUGUGUUUUGGUUUUUUGGUUUUGGUUUUGUUUUGGUUGUCAUUCAGAUUCACUAAAUUUGGGGAUGGUUUUAUUAAAGUAUAUUAACUUCUUUUUAACCAAAGCUUUCUGAAUAUGACCAGCCUCAGGUGCUAGCGCAUUAAAGAGCAACUAAACCUAAUUCCAGUGUCGAUUUGUGAAAUAAUAAAAGCUAAUCGAAUUUCUCUAAGGGUGAGAGAGAACAUAAUGAUGAACUUAAGAAGAAAUUCCUUUUCCCAGAAAGGAUUCUGCAUGUACCUAAAAAAUCAUGCUGUAACCACAGUAAUAGUCAUGCCAUGGUGACAAUGCUUUUACGGUAAACCAAGAUAGGUAAUAUGAUGCUUCUUCCCAGGUGUUUCUGAAAGAAAAGCAGGGGUGGAGCUUAAGAGCCAAGUCCACUGAUUGACAUAGUAGAAUGGAAUUGUAGACAGAGACAUGCUCCGUGAAACAAGGAAACAACUGACUACUAUUUGGAUCUAAGUUGGGAUCUGAUGUUAAACAAUAAAUUUAAUUUAAAAAAAUAUGGAGCUCAGAAAAGGAUGUAAAAAACUUUGCAUUUUCCUUUCUUCAUUAUUAUAAAAACACCUAUGUGAUGACAUAAAAUACUUGGGUGGUAUCAGAACAAUUAUCCUUAAUAGUUUUUAUAAUUAAAGUUUCCUAAACUUCAAUCUCCAAUAGUCUUUUAAGGAUUGGAACCACAUCACUGUCAGCCCCGCUGCUACAAUGCCUUUAUACAAUUUUUUUACAUAAGGCAAAUAAGGCUUUUGUACAAAGCCUGAAUACCUUCUGUUCCAAUGGUGUCCAAAUGGUUAUUAUAUUGUGAAAAACCUGGCCUUGGUCACAGUGCAAACAGAAGUACAGAUGAAAGUGCUUUUUGGACAGUUUGCAACUGUGUUAAAGCUAUGGAUUUUUUUUAAAGUGUUCAGCAUCUUAACGUGUAUUAAAGCUAUGGAUUUUUUUUAAAGUCUUCAGCAUCCUAAUUCACCCUUUCUAACUUAAGAAAAACAUGACUUAAGACACUGCUUCUAAGUUUGGUUGUUCUUUAUAGUGUGGAUACCCAGUUAUCUGUGAGCGUAUGGGGGUGGGCUGAGGGUCAGGUGAGGAAGGAGUGGGGGGGUGUGUGUGUGUGUGUGAUUUGCAUGUGUAUGAUGUGUGUGCGUCGGACCGCUUCUAGGCUACUAAGUGUCAAUGGAAAAGAAAAUGUAUUCAAAAUACUUAAAUCAAAACUAGAAGAUGGGGAAAAAAAGAUUUAUUCUAUACAAAGCCUUGUCUGGACCACUUUAGAGAGACUUCUAUUUUUUUAACCCUUCUAUAAAUAUUUGAUGGCACUUGAAAUAUUCCUGCAAUAAAAUGUGAUUUGUGUAAAGAAAAAAAGAUUUUGUAAUGUGAAACAAAGAAAGAAAGUAAUGUAAUUUUCUAAAAAAAAAAAUACAAACAAACAAACUUUGUAUUAUUUUCUUGAUGGAAUUUGUCUAUCUGUCUUUGGAAAACUUUUUAUUUCAUUGAAUGUGCCAUAGUAGAAAUGUGUGUUUUUAGUUUUAGACUAAGGAAUAGCUAGUUGUUGUGUUCCGACAUUCCAAAAUGCAAAACAACCUAGUAGUAUCUUUCAUGAAAAGGUUUAAGUAGUAUGUAAGCUUCUCUCAUUGUUGCUUUUUUGCACAUGUUCUUCAUUCCUCUCUAGUGCAAUAUGUACAUAGAGCACUUGCGGGUGUACCUUGAUCCCUCAGGGAAAAAUACAUAUUUGUACAGUUUUUUGGGGUUUUUUUGUUUUUUGUUUUUUUUUGUUUUGCCUUUUGUUUUUGGCUAAGGAAUGUCGAUCGAAUCACUUGUUAUUGUUGAGGGGCAGCCAGAUAAUAAUCCUAAAGCCACUGUUUCAAACAUUGAUUGUUUAAAUCAUAUGUCCUUCCAAUGCUAUUAUUUUAAGAUAAUAAUAAAAAGUUAUUUUCUGACA